This is a messenger RNA of Vicia villosa (hairy vetch), 1487 nucleotides long. RefSeq names its product lipid phosphate phosphatase delta. Gene Ontology annotation, cellular component: endoplasmic reticulum membrane. The coding region runs from base 207 to 1373 and encodes 388 amino acids. The record is from RefSeq and is a predicted model, not a curated record. Lineage: Eukaryota; Viridiplantae; Streptophyta; Magnoliopsida; Fabales; Fabaceae. Gene Ontology annotation, molecular function: sphingosine-1-phosphate phosphatase activity. The transcript has 8 exons.
CCCACUUUUCUCCUUCUCAAAACAACUCCAAAAAAAAAACUCCAAAUAUCAUUUUGAAAAUAAUCAAGUUGAAUAAAUACAACUAGCGGUUGUUCUUCUAAAUUCAUUCAUAAUCUAAUUUAGAUUCAUUCAUUCGGUUACUAUUUCUGUUCCUUCCAACGUUUCUCUUUCUUCUCUCUUCUUUCUCCCUAGAGAGAGAAAGAAAAAUGGAAGGUUCAGUUCUGUGGCAAGGUUCGGUUCUCGCUGGAAUACUCUUCUGGCUUCUUUCUUCUUCGUAUCUCAAUCUCACUCUCAAGCUUCGAUCUUUCCUUCAACCUUUCGUUACUCACUAUGUUCAAACCGGAACCCCAAUUCUCCUCCAGAUCCAGAGUUACAGAGCUGGAUUCUUUGACGUUCUUUUUUCUGGGUUGUCUUGUGUUGUUUCUGUACCGUUUUACACCGCUUUUCUCCCUUUGUUAUUCUGGAGUGGUCAUGGUCAAUUGGCUAGACAGAUGACGUUGUUGAUGGCGUUUUGUGAUUAUAUAGGGAACUGUAUAAAGGAUGUGGUUUCAGCGCCGAGACCUGCUUCUCCUCCUGUGAGGAGAGUAACUUCUACAAAAGAUGAGGAGGAGAAUGCUUUAGAAUAUGGCCUUCCUUCUUCUCACACACUCAACACUGUUUGCUUAUCAGGCUACCUUUUGCACUAUGUCCUGACUCAUGCUCAAAUUCAAGGUGCCUAUGUUAAUUAUUUUGGAGUAUCCCUUGCUUGCUUGUUCGUGGCACUCGUCGGAUUGGGAAGAAUUUAUCUCGGUAUGCACAGUUUGAUUGAUGUUGUUGCCGGCCUUUUCAUUGGACUCGGAAUCCUUGGACUUUGGCUUACAGUUCAUGAGUACAUAGACAGUUUUGUUGUCUCGGGACAAAAUGUUACAACUUUUUGGGCUGCUUUGAGCUUCCUCUUGCUUUUUGCAUAUCCUACUCCUGAAUUUCCAACUCCAAGUUUUGAGUUUCACACUGCUUUCAAUGGUGUUGCAUUGGGAAUUGUGUCUGGGGUACAGCAAACAUACACUCAAUUUCAUCAUGCUGGGGUUCCGCGGUUAUUCUCUGAACUGACGAUACCCGUAUUCAUAGGAAGAAUGCUCUUGGGAAUACCUACAAUUCUAAUUGUAAAAUUCUGCAGCAAAACUCUUGCAAAAUGGACUAUCCCUGUGGUAGCAAACACAUUGGGCAUCCCAAUAAAGUCAACCACCUAUAUUCCCACAUUGAAUGGAGCUAAGACAGGAGAAAAAUCAAAGGCUUUUGAUGUUGAUACUGGAAUUAGAUUUGUACAAUAUGCAGGCCUUGCAUGGUCCGUGGUCGACUUAGUGCCAUCCAUUUUUGCGUACAUGAACCUCUGACUUUCAGAUUUUGUUAUUAUAUUAAAAUUUUGUACAGCAGGGUCAUUAUAAUGUAUCAUACAAGAACAAUAGAUCAUCGCAAUCCAAUGAAAUUUCAUCUUGGUGAGAAUUCAA